GCGCGGAGUCGGCGGGCGCGUCUCCCGGGGGGCAGCGGCCAGCGCGCAGCGCGCGAGGAGCGAGCGGAGGGGGCAAGUGACCGGUUUAUUGACUGCAUCAGUGAGGCCGCUACACUUGCUGUGAUUUCCACUGUCGUCUGUAGCUCCUCCUGGAUGCUUUACCUUCCCGAGGGCGUUGUCUAUGGCAGUGAUGGCUUUGAUUCUCGCUUUCCAAUCCUGACACCCUUUCUUCUCUUUUAAUUCAUCGGUUAAGGCUUCCAGUGCAAUGUCGGACAGAAGUGGUGAAGCUGGGCAUCCUGUGUGGUUUCUGAUUUCAGAAAGCAGCCCAGCUGAGGGCCUGAAGCUGGUGUACAGACACAGCCCGUGCAACGGCGUGGUGCUGGUCCAGCACGAGGGGGAGUGGGGCUGCGUGUGCAACCAGGAGUGGACGCUGGCAGAGGCAUCCGUGGUCUGCAGGCAGCUGGGCUGCGGCCCAGUGGUGGGCGCCCUGAAGUACGUCCCGCGGCCUGGAGAGAUGGCCCAGCCCUGGCUCUACAACGUCUCCUGCAGCGGCAAUGGCACUUUUCGGGAAAUUCGUCUGGUGAAGGGCCGCAGUCCCUGUGCGGGCCUCCCCGAGAUCAGGAACGUGAACGGGGUGGACUGGCUCUGCGGGCUGCACAUGGAGGAGGCCACGGUGUUCUGCCAGGAGCUGGGGUGCGGGCCCGCCCUCCAGGCCUCCCGCGAAGGUCAUGGCAUUGCCCACAAGUUCCUGGCCUGCAGGGGCACCGAGCCAACCAUCCGCAACUGCAGGCUCAACAACAACUUCUGCAGCCACUGCGACCGCCAGCUGGACACAGAGGUCCUCUGAGGGACCCCUGGGCAGCCCCAGGGCAGGACACUGCCCGGGAGAGCAGGAGAGCAGGGCGGGCUGCAGCCGGGGGCCACCCUCUCUGCCUCCCUGGCGUCCCCUCUGUACAGCCUGAGGGGUGGGGAGCCAGAGGGUAAGGUCCUCAUGGACACUGGGCAGCUCGUUUUCCUAUGGGAAACCGAGAGGAGGCCUGGGAAGGCGAGGGAGAACCAGGGGGAGGAGGACUCUUCUUGGGAAGAUCUGAUGGUCUGGGGCCUGCGACAUUGAGGUGUGGGGCAGAGGAAGGGCUCCAGGUCAGGCUCACCCCACAGAUGCCCGCCCUGGGCCGGAGGGUGCAGGGGAGCCGGGGUCUGUGGGCAGCCUGCGCCUGUGUGGGGUGGCGAGUUGCUCCCCCAGCCCCACGUCAGGUGAGAGAUGUGCUGUCCCUCGGAGCUGCAGAGUGAACUGUGGUUGAGCACAGGCUGAAACAAAUGGCUGGACAGCCCACUGCCCUCUGUACCCCAGGGUGGGCAGCAUGCUGUGACCUCACCUCUGAGAAUGCAGAGGGCUUCAGUGCCCCACCUUGGGUGGGCAGAGGUCAUGACACAGCUGGGCACCUGCAGCAGGUGACCCUGACCCUGACCUUGGGAAGGGGACCAGGAAUACCAGCUCUGCUCUAGGUGCAGCUCAGGUGGGCCUCAGGCCACCACCAUGUGUCCCCCACUCUGCAACCUGCUGCCUGGAUGUGGCGAGCAUGGUUUUGAUGUUCAGGAGCCACGGGUCAUGGCUAAGGCACUCACCUGGGAACACCUGUCUCCUGCCUAGGCAGAUGUCCAGGUAGAUGGGAUUGGUUGGAGCUGGUGGCCCCCUAGCAAGAGGGCCCUGGGGUUAAAGGGUGGCCCAGGCCCCCAGAGGGCACAGGGCUGAGGCUGGGGCUGUCCUCUUCUACCCUGGAGGGUGGGGUUGAGGUGACCCGUGUCUCCUGGGGUUGAGGGGGACCCAGGGCGGGGGUGGGGAGCUCACUGCCCUCCAAUGAGUAUUUGCUGUUGAAUCUCAGGCACCUGGCCUGGGUGGGAGCCAGGACCCAAGCGAGAUGCCGAGGAGAUGGGAGGGUCCUCCCAGCCUGCAGACCCCCAGGUGCCUGGCUCUGGGACCUCCGGGCUGGGCCAGGCCAGGUAGCACCUUGUCAUCUGCAGCCUGUGUCCCCGAGGGACUCGAGGGCAGGGCUGGGGUCAGGCUGUUUCACCCAGAGCCCUGCACAGAGCCUGCCCUGGCCAGGGGGGCCCGAGAUGUCUGCCCCUGGGGCCACUCAGCGCAGCCUUCUCUGCCCCAGAGCACACGGAGGCCCGGCUGGUGGGCGGAGAGCACCCCUGCGCAGGGCGCCUGGAGGUGAGGCGUGGGCUGACCUGGGACACCGUCUGUGAUGCCGACCUGGACCUGGCCAUGGCCCACGUCGUCUGCCGGGAGCUGCAGUGCG
Choloepus didactylus (southern two-toed sloth) is the source of this 2303-nucleotide messenger RNA. Its product is annotated as scavenger receptor cysteine-rich domain-containing protein SCART1-like. The transcript has 3 exons. The record is from RefSeq and is a predicted model, not a curated record. Gene Ontology annotation, cellular component: membrane. Bases 266 to 847 code for a protein of 193 amino acids. Lineage: Eukaryota; Metazoa; Chordata; Mammalia; Pilosa; Megalonychidae.